Messenger RNA from Amoebophrya sp. A25, 609 nucleotides. Lineage: Eukaryota; Dinophyceae; Syndiniales; Amoebophryaceae. The record is from the annotation of a GenBank genome assembly.
GAAUCCAAAAGUCGGCGUAGGAGUGGGUACUAUACUUACUUCUCCUCGAUUGAUAACGUUUUUCUUGAGAAGGUUUACGUUGUCUAAUUAUGCUAAAUCUAAGUCUACUACAACGAGCAGAGCAGUAUGCAGCACGUAGAUCAUACUUGUCGACAGAAAGAAGCCAUAAGAUGAAGAACUUCUUCUAAAAAAAACCGCCACCUUCUACUAGGUUCCCAGCAGGAGUCUACUUCGCUUCCAACGGAGGAAGCUUCUUUUCUUGAGGAGCCACGCGCUGCUUCAGGCCAUGACAACAAGCAUCAUCACGAUACUCCUGUGCUGAAAGAUGGCCCUGAACAUCAAGGAGACGCAGCACCACUCGUCAAAUUACGGCUUCUUCCACAAGAAAUCCAUCUUCGCAAGCAUCCUGGUAAGAUUAUUUCUUCUAAGGGGGGCAAAUGUUUCAUUACUCUUUAAUUCAGGCUGGAUUUCAUUUGUAGGAGGUCCGUCUAAGAAAGGAUCCUGAACAAGUAGAUGGCGUCACCAUCACAGGUGGCCGUGGCGCAGCAUCUGAGGCGCUGAACAAUGGACAAGAAAUGGGUCCUCAUGUGAAUGAGGAGGAUACCUAUG